AUGGCUUCGGAGAAGGCGCCAGACCCAAGAACCUCGGGUGUCACAGACACGGGACCAUUCUCCAAAGCAGCAUCGCAUGUCGCUAGUCCUUUGUCUUCGUCUCAUGCGCGAGGAAGCAACCCUCAUCUAGUGAACAUCAGGAUUAGAAAUGUGUCUGUCCGAGUCGAUCCGACCGCUGGGCCCUCCUCGGUCGACACUUUCAGGGCGCGGAUCCUACGCAGCAAGGACAAAAAAGCCAUUAAAGAUAUUUUACGGGACGUCUCAGCAGACCUAUGCGGUCAAACCCUGACCGCAAUCGCUGGUGCUAGCGGAUCCGGAAAAACCACACUUCUCAAUGUUAUCGCUCGGCGUGUCAAAGACCAAAAAUUUCAGCAAUCCGGCAGUGUCACGUAUGAUGACACGGCUAAGAAACCGACCCUUGAGGCAGAUUCGUCUAUGGUCGGGCUAGCCUAUGUGCUUCAGCAAGAUGUGCUCCUGCCCAGCUUGACAGUAAGAGAGACUCUCAGGUAUGCGGCGGACUUGCGUCUGUCUACCACCAAAACCAAGGCACAGCGAUAUGCAAUGGUUGAGACCGUCAUCGACGAUCUCGGCCUAGGUUCCUGUGCGGAUACUAGGAUUGGCGACAAUGUUCACAAGGGCUGCUCGGGCGGCGAGAAACGACGAACCAGCAUUGGUGUCCAAUUGCUCGCAGACCAGCCGGUUCUCAUUCUAGAUGAGCCAACCACAGGCCUUGAUGCCGCAUCAGCAGUCCAGGUCGUGCAGACUCUCAAAUCGCUUGCCCAGAGGGGUAAAACGGUCAUCAUGACGAUCCAUCAGCCGCGUUCAGAAAUCUGGAGGCUCGUUGAUAAUCUCAUAUUGCUGUCGAGAGGCAGUCCAGUCUAUUCAGGACCCGUCGCAAAGUGUUUAUCAUACUUUGAUGAAGCUGGCUAUAACAUGCCUCCGUUCUCCAACCCAUUCGACUUCGUCAUUGACCUGGCUGCGGUUGACCUUCGUUCGCAGCAGUCGGAGGGCAUGUCGUCGGAACGAGUCGAAGCGUUACGGGCGUUGUGGAGAACCAAGUCACCAGACUUCAUUGACAGCACUAUAGACGUAUUUUCCGGCAAGACCUUUGAUGGAAAGCAGAUGGCUCACUCGGGGAAAUGGCUCAACGAACUUUUUCAGGAAACGCUCGUUCACACGCGCAGGACUUUUGUCGUGACAUGCCGAGAUCGACUGGGUCUUGUCGCGAGUAUGGUAGAGUCGCUGAGUAUGGGCGUCAUGAGUGGUUGGAUUUUCUACCAACUAGGUUCUGACAUGGCAGGAAUUCGCUCUCGAGAAGGAGCAAUGUACUCGGCCUGUGCUCUACAGGGAUAUUUGAUUUUGCUAUUCGAAACAUAUAGACUGACGAUCGACAUUGAAGUUUACGACCGAGAGCGGAUCGAAGGAGUGAUUAGGCCCAUCAGCUUCAUCUUCAGCAGGAGGUUUGCUCGGCUCGUACUGGAAGACCUUCCUGUCCCGUUCUUUUACUCUGUGAUCUACUACUUCACGGCAGGAUUUCGAGCGGAACCAGAGCAGUUCUUCACAUUCUUCGCCAUUCAGCUCCUACUCCAUCUCAUCGCGGUCAACCUCGCCACCGUGUGUGUUGGCAUAAAUCGGCACUUUAUGAUUGCGUCGUUGAUUGCCAACCUUAGUUUCACAUUGCAGUCAAUGGGAUGCGGCUUCUUCAUCAAUACCAGAGAGAUUGCCGUUUGGUUACGCUGGAUCAAAUGGACGGCAUACGUCUUCUACUCGUUCGGAGCACUCUGUACGAACGAAUUCCGGGGCCACUUCUAUGAUUGUCCUAGUCCUGGCGGCCCUUCGGACCCGGCUUGCAAAGAGUACACUGGCUCGUACAUUCUUGCUUCGCUGAAUCUGCCGUCGAAUUGGCUCUGGAGGCCAAUCGUUGUCCUGGUUGGCUUCGCCUUGUUCUUUUUCAUUCUCUCAGGACUCAUACUCCAGGUCCUCACAACAGAAGUCGAAAUGGCAAAGCAGCAUGAUAGCGAGAUUACAUAUGAGGUCGAGAGCCUGCAAACGAUGACAUUACCUGGUGAUAAAGAAAGAGGCAUUCGCGUGACACUCGAUCAUUUCGGCCUGGAUCUAGAGACUCAGCGACUUUUCCAAGGCAAAUCGAUCAAACGCAUUUUCCAUCCCGUCAACACCCAGUUCGACCCAGGAGUGCUGAAUGUGAUCAUGGGUCCAUCAGGCUCCGGAAAGUCCUCGUGCCUGAACGCAAUGGCAGGAAGACUGUACAACUCGCCUAUGACAAAAUACUUGCCGUCAGGGAAGAUGCUUCUCAAUGGAAUGACAGCCACAGAGAACGUCAUUACGUCCAUUUGCUCAUAUGUCCCCCAAGACGACACAGGCCUCCUCUCGUCCCUCACUGUGCGCGAAACACUUCAUUUCGCAGCGCGUCUACGCCUGCCUCCAUUUAUGACGAAUGAACAAAAGAUCCAACGAGCAGAGAGGGUUCUCUUACAACUCGGGUUAAAGGAUUGUGCCGACACGCUUGUGGGAAGCGACAUGGUCAAAGGUAUUAGCGGCGGCGAGAAACGUCGCGUGUCAAUCGGUAUUCAAAUCUUGACCGAUCCACGAGUUUUGCUUCUGGACGAACCGACAUCCGGCCUCGAUGCGUUCACCGCGUUCUCCAUCAUCGAGGUCCUCAAAGGGUUAGCAGACGAAGGCAGAACAAUUAUCUUCUCCAUCCACCAGCCUCGCUCCGACAUGUUUAAACAGUUCGGCGGCGUUGUCUUACUGGCCAAGGGGGGCGACGUAGUGUACACCGGCACCGUAGAGAGCAUGCUUCCAUACUUUGCACGACAAGGACACUCGUGUCCAGAAUCUGCCAACCCAGCCGACUUUGCGCUCGACUUAGUGUCUGGUGGUCGUCUUGAAUCAUUACCGUCGUCGUCUACGGCAGCAUCGCCCCAGGACAGAGAAAAUGAACAGACGCCAAUAGCACUCACUGGCGUGGCCACGGCCACAGCUACACCGAUGACGGCCACCUCACCAGCUUCACAGGAAGACACCCGUCACCCAUCAUCGCCAUCACACCUCUCCCUCCCAGCAAGUCUAGGCGUGCACACACGCCGCACCCUCCCGUUCCGCACAUCCUUCCCGAUCCUCUUACACCGCGGCAUCAUCAACCUCCGCAGACAACCGAACCUCCUUCUGGGGCGCAUCACGCAACUUGCAGGUCUCGGCAUCGUCCUCGCGGCCUUCUUCUCUCCCUUGAAGCACGACUACUUCUCCGUGCAGACGCGCGUCGGGUACAUCCAGGCCAUGAGCUCCAUGUUCUUUGUGGGCAUGCUGAACAGCAUCGCCAUGUACCCGUCGGAACGGGACAUCUACACGCACGAGUCGCAACGGGACAAGACGUACCCCCUGUCCGCGUUCUACCUGUACUACCUCGCGCUCGAAGUGCCGAUGGAAGUCGUCGCGAGCCUGUUAUUCUCCGUCCUCACCGUCUUCGCCGCCCGCUUGCCCUACACGGCGGGCGACUUCUUCCUGGUCGCCUACAGCGCCUUCUGCGUUGUGUCGUGCGGCGAGAGUUUCGGCAUCUUGUUCCUGACGGCCUUCCGCCACACCGGUCUUGCCGUCAGCGUCAUGUCGGUCGUGCUGUCCAUCUCCAUCCACCUGGCCGGGGUGCUCAGCAUAGACGUCGACGCCUUCCUCCGGGCCGUCAACUACAUUUCCCCCAUCAAAUGGCAGGUCGGGGCUCUCCUGAGCUACACUCUCCGAGGCAUACAUUUCACAUGCACCUCGGACCAACGCCUCCCCGACGGCUCAUGCCCCAUCGCCACAGGGGAGGAGGUCCUCAAGCUGUACAAGCUCGAUGUCGACACGGCCGCCUACGCGAUUGCUCUGGGAGGCGUGACGGUCGCGUAUAGAAUCCUAGGCUAUCUGGGGUUGUUGGCCAAACGGACAGAUUGGAGAUUGUUCCUCGCAAAGGUCGCACACGUGCUGUCACGGUCUUCUUCUCAAAAAGAAAGGAAAGUUGGGACGUCUUGA
Molecule: messenger RNA, 4026 nt
Organism: Exophiala spinifera
Lineage: Eukaryota; Fungi; Ascomycota; Eurotiomycetes; Chaetothyriales; Herpotrichiellaceae
Exons: 2
Coding region: 1-4026 (1341 amino acids)
Cellular component (GO): membrane
Molecular function (GO): ABC-type transporter activity; ATP binding; ATP hydrolysis activity
Source: RefSeq, a predicted model, not a curated record